AUGACUACCUCCCCCGAUAAGAGGCCUGGCGACGCUAUUGAGCCCUCCACCGAGGCCAAAAAACCCCACGUCGAAAGACCAGACCACUUUGCCAAGGGAAUAGCUCCUAUUAAGCCUGAAUUUAUUGUUCAAGCAACUAGUAUUGCCCCAAGUUAUGACGACGAUGAGGCUGAAGGCGGAGACAGAGACGGCGGCCAAAAGCCAAAGGCUGAUAAGAAGAGAAAAAGGGGCCAGAACAAGAACAGAGACUUGAGACAGCAGGUUAAAGAGGUCAGACUAUGCUCGACUUUGAUCGAUCCAGAAAACCCAAGAGAGUGCCAAUUUGGUGGUGAUAAGUGUCGUAAUGUGCAUAACAUCGAAGAGUAUCUUGCAGGUAAGCCUGAAGAUGUUGAGGGCGUUUGUCCUGUUUUCAAGGCCCUCGGAUACUGUCCAUGCGGUUUGAAGUGUAGAUGGUUGGGUUCUCAUUACAACAAGGAAACCAACCGUCUUGUCAAGGAUUUGGAACAGAUGGAGAGAGCCAAGAAAGAUAACUUUGAGGUGAACAAGAUCAAGCCAGAAAACAAGAGCAUGUUGCAGAAGAAAAAGUACGACUUCAGUCACUCCGACGAAGUCAUCAAGUACAUUGACACUUUAGUUCAAAACGAAGAAAACAUACUUAAGGCCAAGGAAGCCAAGGAUGCUAAGGAUGCCGAAGAGAAAGAUGACAAGAAGGAUGAAGAGAACGCUAGUGCUCAAGAGCAAACCAAGUCCAACAUGGCAUCUUACGUCGAGGCCACAUACAAGGUUGGAGAAAAGAAGAAGCUUUACCUCAAAAAUGCAAAGAUCGUGUCGCCAUUGACUACGGUGGGUAACUUGCCAUACCGUCGUUUGAUGAAAACUUUGGGUGCCGAUGUCACCUACUCUGAAAUGGCUUUGACUGUUCCAUUGUUGCAAGCUACCAACUCAGAGUGGGCGUUGCCAAAGGCACAUAUCAGUGAAUACCCAGGGUUUGGUGUUCAAAUUGCCACCUCCAAGCACUGGGCCGCUGCCAAGUCCGCAGAAGUUAUCUACAAGGAAACCACCCAUGUCUCUGAACUUAACUUGAAUUGUGGAUGUCCUAUUGAUUUAUUGUAUCGUCAAGGCCAAGGGUCUGCUUUGAUGGACCAGCCAGCCAGAAUGCUCAGAAUCCUUAAGGCUAUGAAUGCUCUGUCGGGAGACAUUCCCGUCACUGUUAAAAUGAGAACCGGUACCAGAGACAACAAGAAUACUGCCAAAGCCUUGAUUGACAGGGUGUUGAGAGAGAACGACGUCGCUGCCAUCACCUUGCAUGGACGUUCAAGACAGCAAAGAUAUACCAGAGAAGCCGAUUGGGCCUACAUUGGUGAAGUUGGUAAGACAGUUGAAGAAUGGAACCACAGAAAGGAAGACAACAAGGACACUACCGAUACCCAGCCUACCUGGUUUGUUGGUAAUGGUGAUGUCUACACCCACGAGGACUGGCACAACGCAGUCAACACUCCAGGAAUCGACUCUGUCAUGGUUGCCAGAGGUGCUCUUAUCAAGCCUUGGAUCUUCGAGGAAGUUGAUAGCCAGCAGUACUUGGACAAAUCGGCCACCGAGAGAUUGGAGAUGUUGCGUACCUUCUCCAACUACGCCAUUGAGCACUGGGGCUCCGAUGAAUAUGGUGUUGGCUUGGCCAGAAGAUUCAUGUGUGAAUUCUUGAGUUUCACCCACAGAUACAUUCCAAUUGGUAUUUUGGAGAGAUUGCCACCAAAGAUCAACGAGAGACCUCCUAAGUGGAAGGGCAGAAACGAGUUGGAAACUUUGCUCGGAUCUGGUGACUACAAGGACUGGAUCAAGAUUACCGAGAUGUUUUUGGGCAAGGCAGGCGAUGGUUUCAAUUUCACUCCCAAGCAUAAGAGUAACGCCUACGAAAGUUAG
Suhomyces tanzawaensis NRRL Y-17324 is the source of this 1920-nucleotide messenger RNA. RefSeq names its product tRNA dihydrouridine synthase. Gene Ontology annotation, molecular function: tRNA dihydrouridine synthase activity; RNA binding; flavin adenine dinucleotide binding. Gene Ontology annotation, biological process: tRNA processing. The record is from RefSeq and is a predicted model, not a curated record. The transcript has a single exon. The coding region runs from base 1 to 1920 and encodes 639 amino acids. Lineage: Eukaryota; Fungi; Ascomycota; Pichiomycetes; Serinales; Debaryomycetaceae.